Urocitellus parryii (Arctic ground squirrel) is the source of this 2429-nucleotide messenger RNA. It is a transcript of the gene Sesn2, whose product is annotated as sestrin 2. Gene Ontology annotation, cellular component: nucleus. Gene Ontology annotation, biological process: negative regulation of TORC1 signaling; positive regulation of macroautophagy; cellular response to leucine starvation. Lineage: Eukaryota; Metazoa; Chordata; Mammalia; Rodentia; Sciuridae. The record is from RefSeq and is a predicted model, not a curated record. Gene Ontology annotation, molecular function: L-leucine binding; oxidoreductase activity, acting on peroxide as acceptor.
UCGCUUGGGUAAGUAAGCCGCCUGGAAACCCUGCAGGAGCCUAUCCUGCGCAUCGCUGAAGAUUGCUAUUGGCUGCYAGAAAAACCCAUCCCACCUUCAUCCUCAUUGGCCCUUGCGGUUUACGUAAGAGGAGCCUGUUGCUGAGCAAGAAUUUGCAGCAUUCGUCGGAGGCCGACUACAGCUCCCAGAGUUCCUGGGCGCUGCCGGAUGCCGAUUGGAGGAACAGUUAGCUCCAGAGGGAGGUGUUGCCCCCGCCUUCCUGAGAAACAGGCAUCUGAUUGGCUGUGCCGCGGGGCUUUUGUGUCCCCGCCCUCCCCCGGGGACCGCAGCGAGCUGAGAGGCGCUGCUGGUGUCAGAGCCAGACGAGCGCUUGCAGUUCCGCGGAGGGGAUGCUGAGGAGCGCUGGGUCCGCGAGCAGCGCUGGCUAUUGCGGACUUCCGAGGCACCUCAGGCCGUGAGAACCCCUGCUUCUCGACCAAAUCCAGGGCCCCAAGGCCAUUCACUGUUCCAGAAGCCAGYCUGGGAGAAGAGUCCAGCACAGCAGUAGCCGUCUCCGGAUCCCGAGCGUUCUGGAACCCCGAGAGACACCCUGGGGUUCUCGAACCUCCCCCAGCAACUCCCAGCUCCAGCUUCCUGCGUGCGUCCGUCCGUCCGUCCGUUCGAGACACCCCACCCGUGCCCUAAUCUCGGCGAGCCGCGACUGAGUGCUGGUGCACACACCAUGAUYGUUGCGGACACCGAGUGCCGCGCGGAGCUCCAGGGCUAUCUGCCGUUCUCCCGGGGCGGCGUAGGCGCCCCGGGGACCGGAGAGGAACAGAAGGAGAGCCGGUCUCGUCGAGGCCGAGGGCCCAGCGCCUUCAUCCCAGUGGAGGAGGUUCUUCGGGAGGGGGCUGAGAGCCUUGAGCAGCACCUGGGACUGGAGGCGCUGAUGUCCUCAGGGCGGGUGGAUAACCUUGCCGUGGUGAUGGGCCUGCACCCUGACUACCUCAGCAGCUUUUGGCGCUUACACUAUCUGCUGCUGCACACAGAUGGGCCCCUGGCCAGUUCCUGGCGCCACUACAUUGCCAUCAUGGCUGCUGCUCGCCACCAGUGUUCUUACCUGGUGGGCUCCCACAUGGCUGAAUUUCUGCAGACUGGUGGUGACCCUGAGUGGCUGCUGGGUCUCCAUCGGGCCCCGGAGAAGCUGCGAAAACUUAGCGAAAUCAACAAGUUACUGGCACAUCGGCCCUGGCUCAUCACCAAGGAGCACAUCCAGGCCUUGCUGAAGACUGGGGAACAUAGCUGGUCUCUGGCCGAACUCAUCCAAGCCCUGGUCCUACUCACUCACUGCCACUCACUGGCCUCCUUCGUGUUUGGCUGUGGCAUCCUUCCUGAGGGAGAUCCAGAGGGAAGUCCUGCCCCUCAAGCACCAUCACCCCCCAGUGAGCAAAGCAGCCCUCCAAGUGGGGACCCACUGAACAAUUCUGGGGGGUUUGAGUCUGCCCGGGAUGUGGAAGCUCUAAUGGAACGCAUGAGGCAGCUGCAGGAGAGCCUGUUGCGGGAUGAAGGAGCCUCCCAGGAGGAAAUGGAGAGCCGUUUUGAGCUGGAGAAGUCGGAGAGCCUGCUGGUGACUCCCUCAGGCCUGGCUCCAGCUGAAGUCCUGCUCCCACUCACUAGCGACGGACUCUCUCUGGCUCUCUGCUCUGCCUCCCCAUGCCCCCCUUUGAUGAUUAAUCAGGAGUGGAGCCCUUUGUGCUCCAUGUCUCGACCUCACGGUGACCUCUUUCUGACAUGGUCCUCAGCUGACAUCCUGGAGCCCUCUCCGCACCCAGACAUGCUGUGCUUUGUGGAAGACCCCACUUUUGGAUAUGAAGACUUCACUCGGCGAGGGGCUCAGGCCCCACCCACCUUCCGUGCUCAGGAUUAUACCUGGGAAGACCAUGGCUACUCACUGAUCCAGCGGCUGUAUCCUGAGGGUGGGCAGCUGCUAGAUGAGAAGUUCCAGGCAGCCUAUAGCCUCACCUACAACACCAUCGCCAUGCACAGUGGCGUGGACACCUCCAUGCUCCGCAGGGCCAUCUGGAACUACAUCCACUGCGUCUUUGGCAUCAGAUAUGAUGAUUAUGAUUAUGGGGAGGUGAACCAGCUCCUGGAACGGAACCUCAAGGUCUAUAUCAAGACAGUAGCCUGCUAUCCAGAGAAAACCACCCGAAGAAUGUACAACCACUUCUGGAGGCACUUCCGCCACUCAGAGAAGGUACAUGUGAACUUGCUACUCCUGGAGGCCCGUAUGCAAGCUGCCCUGCUGUACGCCCUCCGGGCCAUCACCCGCUACAUGACCUGACUCCCUCCCACGCAGGAACCAUACCUGGAGCAGCUGAUCCUGGGGAUACCCUCCUCCCUGGAAGAAUUCCAUCUGGAGACAGAUCUGGGACCCUUUCAGUUCCAUG